GAAUUGAAUCUGGUUGGGAGUGAAAGGAUUUAGGAGCACAGUGCACAGCUAGAGGCUGUCCGGGCGGAGGUUGCAAAGCUAACACGCAAACUACUGCCUUCCAGUUUCAGUGAGGCUGGGGCUCCUAAGAGCUUUCAAAAGAAACGGGCUAUUUUAGUUUGCAUUAUUUUUAAUCAAUACAAAGGGAAAGCAGUGCCAUGGUACAUGCGGGGCUUCCAGGCUGACCCAUGGUCUGGUUCCUAAAGCAGCCUACCGAUGUUUCCCGUUGUACCCGCAUGAAGAGAAACAGAAGAAAAGCCGGGGAGUUGUGUAGCACUAUUUUUAUACGCUUCUAGAGUUUGAUUCAAAGUUGAGAGCCAAGAUGGCGGCCGAUUCCGUGCAGGGAGACGAUGUGGGCCUCUUGGUCUCGGAGCAGCUGGGCCUGGGGCAAAACCUGGACCUGUCGGACACCAUGGUCCAGCAGAAGCUGGACGAGAUCAAGGACCAGAUCAAGAGGGAGAUCCGCAAGGAGCUGAAGAUCAAGGAGGGCGCAGAGAACCUGCGCAAGGUCACCACCGACAAGAAGAGCCUGGCCUACGUGGACGACAUGCUCAAGAAGUCCAGCAAGAAGGUGGAUGACCUGCACCAGGACCUCCAGGAGCUCAACGCUCACAUCGUGGUGAAGGACCCUGAGGAUUUGCUAGACUCGCCCCAAACGCCAGAUGCCCCCAACAGCGAAACGCGGGCGAGUAACAACAGCAGCCGAAUAGCUGCCCUGAAGAAGCAGAUCGACAUCGAAAUGAAAGUGAAACAGGGGGCGGAGAAUAUGAUCCAGAUGUACUCCAAUGGCUCCUCAAAGGACCGCAAAUUGCUUGCAACUGCUGAGCAGAUGCUACAGGACAGUAAAACAAAGAUAAAGUUCAUCCGGAUGCAGAUUUUGAAAGCCAGCCAGACCAGCGAGAUGGGUUUGGAUAACAGUGACGCCUCCACUCCGAAACCCCUCCUCAGCCCACUGGACCUCCGGGUGGAAGAGCUCCGCCAUCAUCUGCAGAUCGAGAACGCCGUCCUCGAGGGCACCAAGAACGUCAUGAAGCUGCUGGGCGCAGAGAAGAAGGCGUACUCCGAGGCUCAAGCCAGAUUCGAUGAGUCCAGUCAGAAGCUGGACCUGUUGAAAUACUCGCUGGAGCAGAGGCUGAGCGAGCUCCCGAAGAACCACCCCAUGGCCGACGCCAUCAUGGAGGAGCUGACGCUGGUGGCGUCGCCCACCCUGGGCCCCCGCCAAAGCGUCGUCUCCACGCACCACCAGUACAGCACGGUCAACAAGCCCGCCGCCCUGACAGGUACCCUGGAUGUGAGACUAAUGGGCUGUCAGGACCUGCUGGAGAAUGUUCCGGGCCGGGUCAAAGCAACCUCUGUGGCUCUGCCGGGCUGGAGCCCGAGCGAGAACAGGUCCUCUUUCCUGAUCAGGGCCAACAAGAACAGAGUGGGCAGCACCCGGAACAUCCUGAAGACCGACAAUAUAUCCAAUGAGAUCAGUGCCGUGCUGAAGCUGGAUAACACCGUGGUGGGACAGACGAGCUGGAAGCCAGUCAGCAAUCAGGCGUGGGACCAGAAGUUUACGCUGGAGCUUGACCGAUCUCGCGAACUGGAGAUUUCAGUGUACUGGAGGGACUGGCGGGCACUGUGCGCCGUCAAAUUCCUGCGACUGGAGGACUUCCUGGACAACCAGCGACACGGGAUGUGCCUGUACCUUGAGCCGCAAGGUACACUCUUCGCUGAGGUUACAUUUUUUAACCCUGUUAUUGAGAGGAGACCCAAACUGCAAAGGCAAAAGAAGAUUUUCUCAAAGCAACAAGGAAAGACCUUCCUCCGCGCCCCUCAGAUGAACAUCAACAUCGCCACCUGGGGCCGGCUGGUCAGGCGCGCCAUCCCCUCCGUGCACAACUCGUACAGCCCCCAGGUGCCCGGGUUCACCCCGGACUCCCCCGUCCAGUCUGGUUUCCCCGCCUCCCCAAGUGACCCUACGGUGACCAAAUUGGACUUCGACAAAGAAGCCACCUUUCCGAAGUUUCACUCCACCGCGGACGAGUUUGGAGAGCCCAUGGUGCGGAACAAGGCGCCGGACAAACGGGAAGAGCAGGAUGCGCUAGCAACGUUUGAUUUCCUGAACAACAGGAACAGCUCGGCUGUCAAACUGGACAAUGACAGAAUUGUGGAGAAUGAGAUCCAGAAGCCAGAUCUUGAGCUGAUAACUGCUCCACAGACCACAGACACAAGGGAAGAAGAACAAUUCCAGUUUAAUCUCAAAGAUUUCAAGUGUGUUGCAGUUCUCGGCCGGGGGCAUUUUGGAAAAGUGUUGCUAGCAGAUUACAAAAUGACGGGAGAAAUGUUCGCCAUCAAGGCCUUAAAGAAAGGAGACAUCGUCACUCGCGAUGAGGUGGACAGUCUGAUGUGCGAGAAGAGGAUCUUCGAGACGGUCAACAGCGUUCGUCACCCCUUCCUGGUCAAUCUCUUCGCCUGCUUCCAAACCAAAGAUCACGUGUGCUUUGUGAUGGAGUACGCGGCAGGAGGGGACCUGAUGAUGCACAUCCACGCCGACGUCUUCUCCGAAACUCGAGCCGUUUUCUAUGCUGCUUGUGUGAUCCUGGGGCUGCAGUUCUUGCAUGAUCACAAGAUUGUAUACAGAGAUUUAAAGCUGGAUAACCUGCUGCUUGACACUGAGGGUUACGUGAAGAUCGCCGACUUUGGCCUCUGCAAAGAAGGAAUGGGAUUCCGGGACCGCACCAGCACGUUCUGCGGUACGCCUGAGUUCCUGGCCCCGGAGGUGCUGACAGAAACUUCGUACACACGGGCGGUGGACUGGUGGGGGCUGGGUGUCCUCAUCUUUGAGAUGCUGGUUGGGGAGUCUCCUUUCCCUGGUGAUGAUGAAGAGGAGGUGUUUGACAGUAUUGUCAACGACGAAGUCCGCUACCCGAGAUUCCUGUCUACAGAGGCUAUCUCCAUAAUGAGAAGGCUUUUGAGAAGAAAUCCAGAAAGACGUCUUGGCGCAGGAGAGCAGGACGCGGAGGAGGUCAAGAAGCACCCCCUCUUCAGAAACGUUGACUGGAGCGGCCUACUUGCCAAGAGGAUGAAGCCCCCCUUCGUGCCAACCAUCAAAGGCCGGGAGGAUGUCAGCAACUUCGACGACGAGUUUACCUCUGAGGCGCCGAUUCUUACCCCGCCCAGGGAGCCCAGGGUCCUGACGGGGGACGAACAGAAGAUGUUCGCCGACUUCGAUUACAUCGCCGACUGGUGCUAGCCCCCCGCUCCGCUGCGCCCCCUCGACACUGUAAACUCGCCAUGGCUGACGGCGGCUCGCGACUCCCUGCGAACAUCAGCAGCUGUGCUCUCCCGACCUUCCGUUGCUGUCUGUGCCACCCAAAGGAACCGCUAAAUGCCUUUGAACCGAAACUCAGAUGUAUUUUUAAAAGUUGCAACAACAACAAAAAAAAAACUUACAAAAAAGAAUUGGUCAUUAUACUGACAGAAGUGGCCUCAAGCUGUCUGUUUUCUAAAAUAUUUAGCACUAUAGAGAGAGAUUUUCAAAAAACUAAUUCAGGGAAUGGCUCCACUACAGGCCUCAUUACAACUAAAUUAAGUUCAUCCCACAAUGCACUUCACCCCCCAUUUUUCUGCCUUAAAUACAGUUGUCACAAUCCUCAUUUCAUUUGUUGGAUGAGCGUGAACUUUCCCCGUUGAUACUCGAGAUGCUAUUUUUAAACAACACUGAACCUUGGGCUCAUCAAGUCCAAUACAGCCAAGUCUACCACUUUCCACUUAGCAUAGAAAUGUGCAUUUUAUUCAAACUGACAAGCUUCCUAAGUUUCUCUUUCAGAACACUAGUUUUAGUACUUUCUUUGCCUUCGUAUUUAUUUACUAUUUACCAUGAAUUUACCAUUUUUCACGAUGCCCAAGAUGUGUUUGUUAAGGACCUUCAAGCAACAACUGUCUACUACAGUCCUGAAAACCUAGCCAGCUGCCAAAUAGGCUUGUGCUUUUCUGAUCCCUGUGUGGAUCACCAAUGAGACCUCGACCAUGACUACACCAAUGGAGGAGCCUGAACCUUCUUAAAAUCUCUCUACAUUGAUACGAGACUGUAUACCUUCCGCUCUUUGUGGUUUUCUGGUUUUAUGCAUUUUCGUAAUUCUCUCCACCGCAUACCAGUCGGUGGAAUAAAAUAAGUUAUAGUUUUAUAUCGAGUUUUAGCAUCUGCUGUAUAGGAAAACCGUGUGUUUUAUGUGGAAACUUAAGGGUGUUAGGACAUGUCAAGAUCACGAGCGUAGGCCAAAUGGUAGAGACCAAUUUUGGACUAUUGUAAAAUGGAAUGUAAAAACGAAUAUUCUUAAAGGAUACAUGUCGGCGUAUACCAUAAUAUGCCAAAGCAGGCCAUGUUUUUUUUAUUGUUAUUUCGAAGUGGCAUGUGUAGUGGGGGCUGUGUCGAAGGCUUUAGUCCUGUAACUUAGCUGACAUGAGCACCAGUUGUGGGCGAGUGGCACUUUCGGAAACAUGGAUCUUUGUUUGCAUUUUCAGUCAGGUAUUUCUUGUUACAGGGCUUGAAUGUUUUAGUUUUUUUUUUUUUCCCAUUACACUCUGACAAAGUGGAUGUCUGUAUGCCAACACGUAUAACAGAGCCAGCUGAUUCAAGACAAUCCUUUAGGAUGAGCUCAGGCAAGGUUUGAGAUCAAGGCGUUUGAAGGUGAAGCAGUGCCAAGCCAAGAAUCCCACACAGCUAAUUACCAAAAUCCUAUAAAUACACCCAGUGCAACUUGAUGCAAAAUCUCCAUUUGUUUCAGUCCAGUGGAUACAGAGGGGAUUGCACGGUUACACAUGCACACGCACACGUACGCAGGCACACACACACACACGCACACACACACACAACACAAAAACUAAACUGAUGAUAAAACUAGCUCAGUUACUGUAACAGAAGUUGUACAGAAGGCUUUUAAAGAUAAGGGGUAUUGGGAGGUAUUGAUGUCAGGGUAUACGUACAAAAGCUCAAAGCACUAAUUUUAUGUUUUGUUUCUUUUUUUUUUUAAUGAUGAACUUCUUAGCUUAAUUAUGGAAAUGGAUUGUAAAUAACUUUUUCUAUAUACUGUACAUAAAUUGGCUUCUUAAGCACAUUGUGAAAAGUGAAUGUUUCUUUCAGUGGUACUCUGAGUUGAAGUUAUAAGGGUGCUAAUGAGAGAAAGUGGUUGCAGUCAUUGAUAUCAUGAAUGCAAAAAUAAAAAAAAAGAUGUAAUUGAAAAUAAUA
Molecule: messenger RNA, 5272 nt
Organism: Anguilla anguilla (European eel)
Lineage: Eukaryota; Metazoa; Chordata; Actinopteri; Anguilliformes; Anguillidae
Product: serine/threonine-protein kinase N2-like
Exons: 22
Coding region: 362-3277 (971 amino acids)
Biological process (GO): signal transduction; protein phosphorylation
Molecular function (GO): protein serine/threonine kinase activity; small GTPase binding; ATP binding
Source: RefSeq, a predicted model, not a curated record